Messenger RNA from Carya illinoinensis, 1298 nucleotides. RefSeq lists its product as uncharacterized. The record is from RefSeq and is a predicted model, not a curated record. NCBI's taxonomy places the organism in Eukaryota, Viridiplantae, Streptophyta, Magnoliopsida, Fagales, Juglandaceae. Bases 147 to 1082 code for a protein of 311 amino acids. Gene Ontology annotation, biological process: response to heat. The transcript has 8 exons.
AUACGUCCAUUUCUUUCCCUCCAAAAAUAUCACCCGCUCGCUGCCACUUGUAAUUUAAUCAGCAUACAUAUCCAUAGCCUUACUGCUAAGUUUUAUGGGUCUUUCUUCCGAGUUCCGAUUCCUUUGAACUUGGCAGACUCAUUCCAAUGGAGACUCAAGUGGCGAGACGUAGAAUCAACUUGAUCUCAGCUCAUUUUGCACCCAGUAUUGAUGAUAUUUCUCUCACCAACGUCCUCCCCAUGAACUGCAGUAGUAGUUUGAACUCUGUUGUCCGAAGGGGUGAUAAUAGGAUGCAUUUUGCACGGCAAGGAUCAGCUUCUCAAGGUUAUUUCAUGCGGCAGGCUACCGUUGAAGAGAGGAGUCACAACUGCGACAGCAUUUUAGACUCUGUGGUCCGAAGGUGUGAUAAUAGGAUGCAUUUCGCAAGGCAAGGAUCUGGUUCUCAAGGUUAUUUCAUGAGGCAGGCUACCAUUGAAGAGGCCACUUCAGCACAGUCUGAUGUGCCUCACAAAUCCUCUGGAUAUGAGGGCUCUUAUAAUAAUUUUGAAGCACCAUUAUUUUCUGGACCCAAGAGGAAAGAACUGAAUUUGGCACAUACUGGCGAACCUAUGGUGCAAGGAUGCAUAUUGACCAUGCCUGAGACUCCUAAGUUUUCUAGACCAAGUGGAAGAAAGAAGUUGCAUGAUGAGAAGAGAACACACUCUUCUGAAUCAGAGGAACUAGGGGCAAAGUAUUGGUCGAGAGAUGGUGGUGCUUCUCCUCCAGGAAUUGAGUGGUCUCCCAGGAUGGACAUUGCAGAAUCAGGACGCAAUUAUGUUAUGAUGGUAGAAAUUCCCGGCGUCAAUACCAAUGACAUAAGAGUGGAGGUUGAUGACCAAAAGUUAGCUGUAAAGGGUAUACGGUCAACCCAGUACUGGGAAGUGGCAGGUUGUUCAAAUGGCUCAAUCUCCUCAUACCACAAAAGAGAAAUUUCACGUGGACCAUACCAGGUCGUUUGGCCUCUUCCUGCUAAUGUCAACAAAGAUGGCAUCUCAGCUGAGUUUUUGAAUGGAUUUCUACAGAUUGUUAUUCCUAAGCCAUGAGAUUAUUGUUGGGAAGAAGGAUGCAUUCUAUGAGUAUACAAAUACUUGGUUUGUAAGCUAUCCAUGUUCAUUGUCUUGAACAUAUGUGUUGUACACAUGUAAGCAGUUCAACUCUCAUAGUGUCGUUUAAGUAUUUAAUCAUUGAAAAACAGGAGGGAUGUCGUGAUUACGCACUGACAAAAUUCUACUUAUGGAACUUUCAUCUUACCGCUCUUA